AAUUUUAUCAGAACAAUAAAAAAACGGGACAUCAAUCCGAUAUUGAUAGUAAACAUGACAUCCGAAACAUCGUCGCUCAACGAUGUAAAUUACGAACUUCCGGGAUGCGAAGCGAGAUCAAAUGAGUUGAUACAGUGGAGCUCGGACAAUGUAAUGUGUAGCCAGCGGAUUGGACUUUCAAAAACCGUCAGCGGAAACAAAGACGGUCAUGACAAUAUCUACCAAGAGCCGGCAAAUGACGGCUACUUGAGUCCGGAUAAUGGAAAAAAGGAUAACAGCAACGGUGCAGGUCGUUGCUUGACUAUCACAGUAGUUUUGCUUGCUGUGGUUGCGAUUCUUCUGGUUGUACUGGUCGUUGUGCUACUACUAUGGACUAUCUCAGCUACAAACGAAAUUUCUCGACUCCGAUCGGAUUUGGAUGAGGUCAAACAACAAUCGAAAAACGAGGACUCAAACUCUACGACUAAUGGGUCUGCUUCUUCUGAGGCACUUAUCGAACCGGAAUAUUUUCCGAACUCAGACGCUUUCACAGAAUCUACCAAGGUCUUCGAAAUCUCUCACGCCGCGCAAGCGCAGGAAUUGCAGGAUCCACAAGUCACCGGACAAGAAAGGGCGGAAAGGUAUUAUCAGAUACGCACACCUCUGAAUGUCUCGUGCUUAGUGAUGUAUCGCUUCGAUUUGGAGGGUUACUCGUACGGAGUCGCCAGGCCUCUUGAUCUAGUGUGGGUGGGGUAUCUUUACAAUAAUCAACGUGAACCAAAACAAACUUCUACAAUUGAUCGUAACAGCAUCGCUGGUUUGCAAAUGGGAACAAAAAUAG
This is a messenger RNA of Symsagittifera roscoffensis, 820 nucleotides long. RefSeq lists its product as uncharacterized. The record is from RefSeq and is a predicted model, not a curated record. The transcript has 4 exons. The annotation marks the transcript as partial. NCBI's taxonomy places the organism in Eukaryota, Metazoa, Xenacoelomorpha, Acoela, Convolutidae.